Fopius arisanus is the source of this 2662-nucleotide messenger RNA. It is a transcript of the gene ari-2, whose product is annotated as E3 ubiquitin-protein ligase ari-2. Gene Ontology annotation, cellular component: cytoplasm; ubiquitin ligase complex. NCBI's taxonomy places the organism in Eukaryota, Metazoa, Arthropoda, Insecta, Hymenoptera, Braconidae. Gene Ontology annotation, molecular function: ubiquitin conjugating enzyme binding; zinc ion binding; ubiquitin protein ligase activity. Gene Ontology annotation, biological process: protein polyubiquitination; positive regulation of proteasomal ubiquitin-dependent protein catabolic process; ubiquitin-dependent protein catabolic process. The transcript has 5 exons. The coding region runs from base 220 to 1716 and encodes 498 amino acids. The record is from RefSeq and is a predicted model, not a curated record.
UGGAAAGAGGAACUCCGAAACUCCUGGAGCGCCUCCGCACCUUCCAAACAGGGGGGCAAGACGAAAGGGACCUCCAUACUUUCCGUUAUUGCAGGAAAAGUGAGGUGAUGCUUCCAAAGUCGUGAAAUUUUCACGUCAUUAACAUUUUCACUGUCGUAAAUGUGUACAUCGUGAUAAUAUUACGAGUGAAGAAGAGGCAACGCAGAUCACCGUUUCAAGAUGUCUGCAGAAAAAGCUGAGAGUGAUAUGGAGUACUCGGACUCUGACGGCAGUGAAGCUGGAUACGAGGACUACUACAACUGUCAGCCCUGGGGUGAUGCUGACAAUGAGGUGGAAAAAGCAGAUCAAACCCGACGAGACCCGGAGUACGCCAUCCACGACUGCCUCCGAGUGGAGGAAGUCGAGAGGCUCUUGAAUGAAAAUGUGGAAGUUCUGAGUAACAGUCUCCACAUAACUCCGUCGCUAGCAAAAGUCCUCCUCCACACCCACGACUGGGCCCUCCAGGAAGUCAUGACUAAAUACCGAGACAAUGCCUCGAGUCUUUUAAUCAGCUCGAGGAUCAAACCAAGUCAACCACCAGAUCCCACAUCAGCCUCCAAGGGACGUAAAGGUGGCACCUGCACCGUCUGCAUGGCACUUUUUAAUCCUGACAAAUUUGCAACACUCACCUGUGGCCAUUCAUUCUGCAAGGACUGCUGGUGCAUGCAUUUCGAGGUGCAAAUCACCCAGGGAAUUUCCACAGACAUCGGUUGCAUGGCGCAAAACUGCGAAGUCCUAGUGCCCGAGGACUUUGUACUCCAACUGUUAACGAAACCCUCGAUGAGAGAUAAAUACCAGCACUUUGCAUUUCGGGACUACGUCAAGUCCCAUCCACAACUCAGAUUCUGCCCCGGACCCAAUUGCCAGAUUGUUAUGAGAUCCAAGGAGCUCAGGGCUAAACGUGUACAAUGCCAGGCCUGCAGAACUGUUUUUUGCUUACGGUGUGGUACUGAUUACCACGCACCAACUGACUGCAAUAUAAUUAAAAAAUGGUUGACAAAGUGUGCUGACGACUCGGAAACAUCAAACUACAUAAGUGCACAUACCAAAGAUUGUCCAAAAUGUCACGUAUGUAUAGAGAAAAAUGGUGGGUGUAAUCACAUGCAGUGUUACGGGUGCAAAGCUGAAUUCUGCUGGAUGUGCCUUAACGAUUGGAAAGCACAUGGUAGCGAGUACUACGAGUGCUCUCGUUACAAGGAUAACCCAAACAUUGGUAAUGAGAGUGUUCAUGCACAGGCACGCGAGGCACUUAAGAAAUAUCUGCACUACUACGAGAGGUGGGAGAACCACAGCAAGUCUCUGAAACUCGAGGAGCAGACCCUGGAGAAGAUGAAAUCGAGAAUAAAUCAAAAGGUGAUGGAUGCCAGUGGCACCUGGAUUGACUGGCAGCAUCUCUUUGAGGCGGCCUCCCUCCUCGCUCGUUGUCGCUAUACUCUUCAGUACACUUACCCUUACGCUUAUUACAUGGAAUCUGGACCCAGAAAAGCACUCUUCGAGUAUCAGCAGGCGCAGCUUGAGGCGGAAAUCGAGAAUCUAUCCUGGAAAAUCGAGAGAGCUGAGACGACUGAUCGUGGAGAUCUUGAGAAUCAAAUGGACAUUGCUGAAAAACGUCGACAGACUUUGCUCAAGGAUUUUUUAGAGAGCGACGAACCAAGUGAUAAACUCCUUCAUCCGUAGGAGCAAUGAUUUUGAUUGGACUUGAGAAACUAUCGAAAUAGUCGUAGAAACGAGUCAUAAAGUGGCUGACUAAGAUAAGCUAACGAUUAGUGUAUUAUUUUAUGAAUUUCAUCAAGAUGAAUGACUUGAGAGCAAUUCAUCAGAUACAAAAGGUCUUUCGAUAUUUUUGAAACUAUUUUUUAGCUCUCUUGAAUUUUUGUCACAAAAUCCGAAAUAUUCUAGGGGAUGAUUUUUCAGGAGAAUUAUGAACCUUUUUGAUAGGAACAUUUCCUUCAAAAAGGCUUUUAGAAUUUUUUUUUUAAUGAACUACUUGAAAAUAUUGAUGGAACAUUUAGAGUGGAUGUAAAAUUAAUUAUUGAUGAUUAUUUUGCCACUUCAAGAAAUGUAUUAUGAAAGGAGAUUACGUUGUGAGAGUAUUACCUAGACCAGAAACGAUAGCCUACAAAGAAUAAUUAAUUCGGUAAUUGGAGCACGGAAAAUGCAGGAAUUCCCCUCUCUCCAGUGCCAAAAGUACAACGUAAAAGUCUACAGUCAACGACCGCUCAUCAAAUUCAUUUCUCCUUGUUAUUGCAAAUGAUGAACUUUUUUCGAACGUUAAAUCUCCUUAAAAACAAAGUAUUGUUAUCCAUAGGAUUUUUUCGUUCACCUUUGAUUAGGGUCCUCUCAAAUUACUCAAUCAUUGGUAAUCAUCGUGAGGGAGCAUGAUACAACGAUGAUUCAUGUACAUAUUCCUGUGAGCCUGUGUGUAAUGUGGAGUGAUACAAUCUUUUGUAACAAUUCAUAUGUAAUGAUAAUGCAAACUAGAGUUUAAGUGACGAAAUUCGAUGAGUCUCCUCCGAAUAUUAAAAUUCCUAGGUGGUAAGUUUGAUGCGAGAAAUAUCGUGUGAAAUUUUAGUAAAUUCGUGCGCUUUGUAAACAAUUUCGUAAAUAAAUGACUCAAUUGUGA